UCGUCUUCUUCAAGGAGAUAAACCACUUGACUUUGCCUUCAUGGAAGUCAACUGAGACUUCAAAUGAGUUGAUCCAAAUUUUAGCCCUAAUUAAGUUAGCUCAUUGGGUGCAGAGCUGUGUAUACAGCUAGUGAAGAAAGUUCAACUUGUUGAUUGAGCAUGUGGAGUGAGUGAUUACUUUGAAUGAUGGUCUAUAGUGCUUUUCAUAAGAAUACGUUUUGAGUUCUUUGUAUAAAGUGCCCAAGGAAAGAACACCAUACCUUUCUGUUUGGCAAGUUUCUUUCACUGGAGCAACAUGGAGCCUGCUCCAGGACUGGAACUGCAAACCAGAGUUCCACUAGUUGAAGAUGAAGAACCAGACUCAGAUAAAGACCUACCAGCUGCCAAUCAACGGCGAAUUCCUAGAUUAAAACACUACAAGUGGUGGCUUCGCGUUGCCCUCUACACCCUCUUCCUCCUUGCUGGCCAAUCCGCGGCCACCCUCUUGGGGCGGCUUUACUAUGACAAGGGCGGAAACAGCAAGUGGAUGGCCACAUUUGUUCAAUCAGCAGGCUUCCCAAUCCUAAUCCCCCUCUUAUAUUUCUUCUCACCAUCCACCAAUUCCACCACCACUUUUUUAACAAAACUACCACCAAUCCACAUUUUAACUUUCCUAUACCUCUUCUUUGGCCUACUCUUGACUGGUGACAACUUGAUGUACUCUUAUGGACUCUUGUACCUCCCUGUCUCUACCUAUUCCCUCCUAUGUGCAACACAAUUGGCAUUCAAUGCACUCUUCUCAUUCCUACUAAAUUCCCAAAAGUUCACUGCUUUAAUACUCAACUCUCUAGUCCUCGUCACCAUCUCAGCAUCGGUUCUAGCAGUUCAUGCAGAAUCUGAUAACACGACAAAGAUCCCGAAACAGAAGUAUAUAAUUGGAUUCCUAUGCACACUUGGUGCAUCAGCCACUUAUUCACUAUACCUCUCCCUAGUGCAGCUCUCUUUCCAAAAGGUGAUCAAGAGGGAGACCUUUGGUGCUGUGUUGGACAUGCAAAUCUACCCAUCAUUCGUGGCGACUUGUGGCUGCGUGGUAGGUCUUUUCGCGAGUGGAGAAUGGAGAGGUUUGAAGAAAGAGAUGGGAGAUUAUCAGAAGGGGAAGGUGUCCUAUGUGAUGACUCUGGUUUGGACUGCUGUGACGUGGCAGAUUUCGUCGAUAGGUCUACUAGGGUUGAUCUUUGAGGUGUCUUCUCUCUUUUCCAAUGUUAUCAGUACUUUGGCUCUGCCUGCUGUUCCAAUUCUUGCUGUGAUAUUCUUCCAUGACAAGAUGGAUGGGGUGAAGGUCAUUGCCAUGUUGCUUUCUAUCUGGGGUUUUCUUUCCUACGUCUAUCAGAAUUACCUAGAUGACUAUGAAUCUAAGGUAACAAAAGUCGAUGUCAAUGAGGUUUCUGGUUCUCAUGUAGAGCUUUGUUGAUGGGUAGCUAAUGAAGCAACAUUGUGUAAACCUGAAGAAUUUCAAUGGAAGAUGAGACAUACAAGCUUUGUUUAAUGAUGCUCAUGUGAAUAUGUGAUUAUAUUCUGGCUUGUCAGCCAACUCUAGAGAACAAUUCAUGAAGAUAUAUAUAUAUAUAUAUAUAUAUAUAUAUAGAUAC
Cornus florida is the source of this 1628-nucleotide messenger RNA. RefSeq names its product probable purine permease 11. Gene Ontology annotation, molecular function: purine nucleoside transmembrane transporter activity. Lineage: Eukaryota; Viridiplantae; Streptophyta; Magnoliopsida; Cornales; Cornaceae. The transcript has 2 exons. Bases 296 to 1450 code for a protein of 384 amino acids. Gene Ontology annotation, cellular component: membrane. The record is from RefSeq and is a predicted model, not a curated record.